AUGUUUAUUCAUUUCCAAAUAUUCAUAAUUAUUACAUUUAUUGGACGAUUUAUUGCCAAACCUGUCGAUGAAAGCUUGUCAGUAUCAAAAAAUGAAAAUCAGCCAUUAUGCUUAAUUUGCCAAGAGAAGCAACAAAAAUUUGAAAACGGUGCUGACGAUGAUGGAAUAAAAAUUGCUACAUUACUUGAAUAUGACCGAACAAUGGGAAUUGAUAAUCUUGAUGAAAUUGAAAAUGAAGUUUUAUUGAUCAAUUCAACAGCAUGGUUGCAAAAUCCAAGCGAUCCAAACGAUUGGAAGGAUGCAGUAGCAAAU
This is a messenger RNA of Acanthocheilonema viteae, 312 nucleotides long. Lineage: Eukaryota; Metazoa; Nematoda; Chromadorea; Rhabditida; Onchocercidae. The record is from the annotation of a GenBank genome assembly.